Vanessa tameamea is the source of this 1218-nucleotide messenger RNA. RefSeq names its product polyprenol reductase. Gene Ontology annotation, biological process: polyprenol catabolic process; dolichol-linked oligosaccharide biosynthetic process. Lineage: Eukaryota; Metazoa; Arthropoda; Insecta; Lepidoptera; Nymphalidae. The record is from RefSeq and is a predicted model, not a curated record. The transcript is spliced from 4 exons. Gene Ontology annotation, cellular component: endoplasmic reticulum. Bases 162 to 1079 code for a protein of 305 amino acids. Gene Ontology annotation, molecular function: 3-oxo-5-alpha-steroid 4-dehydrogenase activity.
CUUAGAUGUGUGAGUGGUCAGUUUUGUUGUUGUUUUCCAUGAAAUGGUAACGAAAGUUUAUAAGAAUGUAUAAGUACCGUUAAGUCCUACUUUUUUGCUUUCUAUAUCUUAAACAUCUCUCACAUACUCACUGAAGUUUUAUACUAGCAUACGUUUCGAAAAUGUUAAAUAUAUUAGAUCUGGGUUUCUUAAGUUUAGCUCUUACUGUAGGAUUUACUGGAUUUGUGAUAAACCAUUACGAGAAACAUGUCCCUGCAUUUAUAGUGAAAGGGUUUAAAUAUGGCAGUUUCGCGUAUCAAGGAUCCGAAGCAAACUUUUUACAAUUAAUAGAAGUACCGAAAGCCCUUUACCGGCAUUUUUAUGCAUUUUCAUCAGUUUUUAGUGCACUGACUUUAGUAUAUGCAAUAUUAGUAUAUUGGUUUGAAUUCAGCGUUCAUGGAUCUAUCGGAUUUUUACUUAAAUUAACUUUGGAACAAGAUGAACCAACAGUGCCAGCUUUGGCAGCAAUUCUGGCAUUGUCACUUCUUCUUGUCCAAUGCAUACGAAGAUGUUAUGAAACCCAUUGCUUGCAAGUUUUUGCCAAGUCCAGUAAAAUGAACAUGAGCCACUAUUUAGUUGGCUUAGUGCAUUACUAUGCUGUGAUAGUCGCUACUAUUGGACAAGCACCUUUGUUUUGUGGAAGCCAGAACAGAGACAAAAUAGUGUGGAGCGACACAAAAACAUUAGUGUUAGCGAUUCCAUGUACAAUCAUUUUUGUUUGGGCAUGGUAUGAGCAGUUUAUGACUAAUAUUAUUUUCGCUAAUCUACGUAAAGACAAGAAGUCGGGUGAUGUUAUCACAGAGGAACACAAAAUACCACAUGGAAGGUUGUUUGAACAUGUAUCAAGUCCCCACAGAUUAUGCGAAAUUAUUUUAUACAUGGUUUUGUUAAUUUUGAUACCAACUAGGACCUUUUUCUGCAUAUUCUUGUGGGUGAUUGCUAAUCAGGUGCAGACUGCAAUACACGCUCAUGUUUGGUACAAAAAAACAUUUAAGAACUAUCCCAGUAACAGAAUGGCUGUAAUACCUAACAUUUUAUAAUACUUUAAGAUCAAUAAUAUACUAUUUAUUUUUUUUAUAAUAAGAUUUUAUGAGGCUGAAAAUAUUUUUUAUAUAAAAUGAAAUAAAAAAGAUUAAAUAUAUUGUAACAUUUAUUUACAAUGUUUAUGAAAUGGACACA